AUGUCAUCAUUUUACCACCAGCAAUACGUUAAUUCUCCCGUUUAUGCAUUUGAUGCUUCAUCUACUCGUGCACUGGCCACAGACGGAAUGGUGUAUCGCUCUCUGUCUCCUAAUAUACAUCUGGCUUACCAAAACGAGCAAUGCCCUGUGUGGCCCAGUCAACCGUAUCACACCAAUAAUAGCAUGCGAUUCAUAGACCAAGGGCAGUUGGGCAACGGCCGUCAAGGUGGAUCGAUGGAACCUCCCACCUUUGGUGUUGCGUCGCAUGAGAUCGAACAUAGCUCAAGUCAUCUUUCUACCGAAAGCUCCGGUUACUCGAGUGCGCCCAGAAACUCGCAGUACGCAGCAGCAGCUGCCGCCGCUGCUGCUGCCGCCGCUAACGCACCUCUUUCGCAUAAUCCUCUUCAACCAAACAACCCGAGAGACUUCACCACGGCCCCUAGCAGAACGGUUUAUUUGGGAAACGUUUCCCCAACUAUCGAAACUAGGCAACUGUUGGACCAUGUUCGCAGUGGAGUCGUUGAAAACAUCAGGAUUUUGCGAGAAAAGAUGUGUGCUUUCAUUUCCUUUUUGGAUGAAAGCUCUGCUCUUUUAUUUCACUCCGAUGCCAUUCUCAAAAGAUUGAAUAUUGACGGAAGAGACAUCAAAAUUGGGUGGGGUAAGCCUACGCCCAUCGAUCCACUUGUCACUGCUGCAGUGGCUAAUGAUGGUGCUACCAGAAAUGUUUAUAUUGGCCGUCUGAACACAGAUCCGCAACUUGCGGUUGAACUUGAUGUGGCUUCAAGAGAAUCUAUUGUUACCGAGGACAAACUGAGAAAAGACUUGGGAUGUUUCGGUGAGAUAGAAUCAAUCAAAAUUAUUGCAGACAAGGGCAUAGCGUUCGUUCAUUUUACUUCCAUCUACUGCGCUAUCAAAGCUGUCUCCAGUUUAGCAUCCGUGAAUCCUUACUACGCCAACAAAAAAAUAUUUUAUGGGAAAGACCGGUGUGCCUUUAUCACAAAAACUCAACAGCAUAAUGCAGCUCAAUUUUUGGGACUGCAACCGGGCAUGGAACAUUUAGUUCAGUACACUGAUAGAGAAUUUAUUUCGAACACUCUACUACAGCAAUCGGCAGCCGCAGCCGCUAUCGCCACGGCAGCUGGAGGUGCAAACAAUCUAGGAAAUCGGACCGUUUAUCUCGGCAACUUGCCUAAAGAUGUGAGAAUUGAGGAAAUCUGUAAUGCGGUGCGAGGUGGUCUUUUACAAAACAUCAAACUUCUAUCAGAUCGCCACGUCUGUUUUGUUACAUUUAUUGAUCCAACAGCGGCUGCGCAGUUGUACGCCAUGACCUCGUUACACGGCUUAACUAUCCACAAUAAAAGGUGUAAAAUAGGGUGGGGAAAACAUUCCGGUGCUCUGUCCAAUGCUUUGGCACUUGCCGUUAGCCACGGGGCGUCGAGGAAUAUCUACAUUGGUAACAUUGAUUUCGAAAAGGACAGUCAGCGUAAGGACCCCGUUUUCACGGAAGACAAUCUUCGCAAGAUUUUUAUGGAUUUUGGCGAGGUAGAACAAAUCAACUUUUUGCCAGAACGUAAUUGUUGUUUUGUCAAUUUCACCAACAUCAGCAAUGCAAUUCUUGCCAUUGAUAAAAUAAAGGUUCAUCCUCAUUUUGAAGAUUUAAAGAUUAAUUUCGGUAAGGAUAGAUGCGGAAACGUACCUCGUCAAUAUCGCUGA
Lachancea meyersii CBS 8951 is the source of this 1713-nucleotide messenger RNA. The record is from the annotation of a GenBank genome assembly. NCBI's taxonomy places the organism in Eukaryota, Fungi, Ascomycota, Saccharomycetes, Saccharomycetales, Saccharomycetaceae.